This is a messenger RNA of Alligator sinensis (Chinese alligator), 1386 nucleotides long. It is a transcript of the gene GPR63, whose product is annotated as G protein-coupled receptor 63. Gene Ontology annotation, cellular component: membrane. Gene Ontology annotation, molecular function: G protein-coupled receptor activity. The coding region runs from base 127 to 1386 and encodes 419 amino acids. The record is from RefSeq and is a predicted model, not a curated record. The transcript has a single exon. Gene Ontology annotation, biological process: G protein-coupled receptor signaling pathway. Lineage: Eukaryota; Metazoa; Chordata; Crocodylia; Alligatoridae.
AGUUGGAGCUCUGCUGUUAAUGGGUAUCUGAUCCCAAUUUGGUCAAUGGCCAAGGAACAUGAUACUGCCCUUACAGGUUGAAAUGCCUUGAAGACUUUUGGCUCUGCAUACAAUCAUCCUGAAGCAAUGGUUUUCUCUGGUUUGUUGACAUCUGCCCAUUCUGGGACAUCAAAUGCUACUUUUAUUGUCUAUGAAAAUGUCUAUACGAAUUUUACUACUCCCCAAUUUCAGAUUCGUAGUGGCACAACACAGCCAUUGAAAUACAGUCCAGGUGCCAUGGUCACCCCUGAGUUAAGUACUUUCCUAGUGAACACUACAGCUAUCCUGCCAUCACAAGAAGUUUUCAAGCGCUUGAGUCUGCCACUCCAGAUCAUUCUUUCUGCUGCUAUGAUAUUUAUACUAUUGGUUUCUUUUUUAGGAAACUUUGUUGUCUGCCUCAUGGUCUACCAGAAGGCUGCCAUGCGAUCUGCAAUUAACAUUCUCUUAGCAAGCCUGGCUUUUGCAGAUAUGUUGCUUGCAGUGCUGAACAUGCCUUUUGCUCUGAUAACCAUCAUUACUACUCGGUGGAUUUUUGGGGAUAUCUUCUGUAGAGUCUCUGCUAUGUUUUUCUGGCUGUUUGUUAUAGAAGGGGUAGCCAUCCUACUCAUUAUUAGCAUUGAUAGAUUCCUCAUUAUUGUCCAGAGGCAAGAUAAACUGAACCCUUACCGUGCUAAAUUUCUUAUAGUUAUAUCAUGGGCUACAUCCUUUAUUGUGGCUUUUCCACUAUCUGUUGGGACCCCUAAUCUGCAGAUACCCUCUAGAGCCCCUCAGUGUGUUUUUGGCUAUUCCACAAGCCCUGGCUACCGGGCUUAUGUGGUUAUAAUCUUGCUUAUUUCUUUCUUUAUUCCAUUCAUGGUGAUGCUGUACUCUUUUAUGGGCAUACUCAACACUGUACGCCACAAUGCAGUUCGUAUCCAUAGCCAUCCUGACAGCAUAUGCCUCAGCCAGGCCAGCAAACUUGGUCUCAUGAGUCUUCAGAGACCUUUUCAAAUGAACAUUGAUAUGAGCUUUAAAACUCGUGCCUUCACAACCAUAUUGAUCUUGUUCAUUGUCUUCAUAAUCUGUUGGGCACCGUUCACCACCUACAGCCUUAUUGCAACAUUCAAUGGCCACUUUUACCACAAGCACAACUUUUUUGAGAUAAGCACUUGGCUCCUUUGGCUCUGCUACCUCAAGUCUGCACUGAAUCCGCUGAUUUACUACUGGAGGAUUAAGAAAUUCCACGAUGCAUGCUUAGACUUAGUGCCCAAGUACUUCAAGUUUUUGCCACAGCUACCUGGUCAUACAAGGAGACGCAUUCGGCCUAGUGCCGUCUAUGUGUGUGGGGAGCACCGGUCAGCCGUGUAA